AUGGCUGUUACAGAACCAGUUACUUCACCUACUGUUGAAGAAACCCAAGAAAAAGAAAUAAUCCCUUCGAAGACUGGGGUUUUUCGUAGAUUUAAGAUGAGGUCUCGAAAAUCUUCACCCCACAUUGUUCGUAAACCACAACAUACACAUCAAGGUGUAUUAUUCAGGGAAGUUCCAGCGCCUGUUUCUCCAUCAUCAAAGAAACGAAUGGCUGAAAAAUGUGGCAAAACAGUUGACACAAACGAAAACGAAGAAGUCCAAAAAACUUAUCAUUGCCACUACUUCAACAGAAGACGAAGAAAGAAUUCCUGA
Messenger RNA from Lactuca virosa, 312 nucleotides. NCBI's taxonomy places the organism in Eukaryota, Viridiplantae, Streptophyta, Magnoliopsida, Asterales, Asteraceae. The record is from the annotation of a GenBank genome assembly.